AUGGUUGCUUUAUCAUUUUUGGCUUUUGCUCAAAAGGUUGGUUGGUUAGUUUGGAGAGAGUUAAUAUAACUUUUAUCUUUAAGUAGUCGAACAUUCUAACUCAACGGAUAUUAUAGUAGUAUUGCUUAUAAUUGCUUUAAUCUUAAGCAUUGUUUUAUAAUUAUUAGGCUUUCUAGUAUCUAAAUAAAUAGAGAAAAUAACACUAAUUUUUUAGAUGAAAAAUAUCUAAUUGUUACUUUUCCAUAAAUAAAAUACUUUAUUAAUACGAAACUUCAAAUUAUAAGUGGUUAAUUUAUAUCUAUUAUGAAAAUUUAUAUAGAUGCUUUUAUUUUUGAUUGUUCUGAAUAUAUUUGGUAAUCAGAAAAAAUGAUUUACAAUUUUAUGGAGAUUUACAUUUUAUAGUUUUAUUGCUUUCAAUUUUUGGGUGUAGUAUCAAUCAAAAUACAUUUAUUAUCCACUACAGGCUUAUCUAUAACCAAUAUUUCAAUAUAAUUAUUAUUCCUUAGAUUAAAAAUAUAAAUCGAAUUAUGUUGUAAUUUUUGUCUUAUGCUAGACUAGGUUUGA
Paramecium sonneborni is the source of this 564-nucleotide messenger RNA. The record is from the annotation of a GenBank genome assembly. Lineage: Eukaryota; Ciliophora; Oligohymenophorea; Peniculida; Parameciidae.